UUGAUAUAUUUGAAAAAUUGUAGAAUAUCGGACAACGUACUUUUAUGUACAACCUAAUAUAGCGUAUUGUUAUUAGAUUUCUUGUAUUGAAAUAAUCGAUAAACGAUGUCUAAUUCGUAUAAAAAAAUUAAUAAAUUUAUAUCAGAUAUUUUUUAUAACGUUCAGUUCAACAAAACGUGCCAUCAGAAUUAUUUGAAGAAACUUAAAGCAUAUUAUCUCAAGGUGGAUCCAGAUGUAUUUAUAGAAUAUUUUAUACUCUGCCUCAUGGUUCCCUUGACUAGAAGUGAAAUCCAUCCUCAUGUUGAAAAUACAUUAGGGUUUGCUGCAAAAUUUGCUGUUAAUUUACAGAGUUCUAAAGGCGAUGAAUCUGAUGAAGAUAUGUGUCCAUUUCUUCUAAAGCUAUUUGAUUUUCUCCUUGAUCAUCAUAACUCAAAGGAUACAGCAGUUCGAUAUCGUGUUUGCUACUUUGUCAAUAUGCUACUGAAUGGAAUGGGGGAAAACGCUUUCUUAGAAGAUGUCCUUUGUGAUAAAAUAAGUGCGAAUAUGAUGGAGCGCUUACUGGAUAAAUCACCAAAAGUUCGAGCACAAGCAGUGUUUGCUCUUCACAGAUUGCAGGAUCCAGCUGACGAGCAGUGUCCAAUUAUCAAGAUGUUUAUAUUUCAUUUAUCCAAGGACCCACAUGCUGAAGUUCGUAAGGCUGUGUUAACAAAUAUGGGCAAAAGUCAGAAAACCUUACAAGCUGCUUUAAAAAGAACUAGAGAUAUCAAUGACACAGUCCGAAAAAUAGCAUACAUAUUUAUUAGUAAGAUCACUGUAAGAUCAUUGACCAUCAAACAGAGAGAACAAUUACUUAGUGACGGUUUAAAAGACAGAUCUGAGAUAGUCAGAGACAGUGUAAAAAAAGUACUAUUGCCAUCCUGGCUUCAGCACUUUCAAGGAGACUACGUUAAUCUCUUACGAGCACUGGAUGCUGAAAACGCUAUGGAAACUGGAAUUUUAGUAUUAAAUACUCUAUUUCAAGCCGAUCAAUUAAGAAACCUGAUGGCUCAGAUACCAAUAGAUCCGGAUACUAAGCUUAUCCCCCACGAGAAGCUCCAGAGUGAAAUUGUUUUAUACUGGCGAUGCCUGGUGGACUAUCUUCGUCGCUCUUCAUACACGGAUGAGCUUGAGGAAUUUUUACCAGAGUUAUCAAUAUUUUGUACAUAUAUUCGAGAAUAUCUUGCAUUAUUGAGCAGUAAGGAGUAUCAACCAUGGGAGCAGCUAACGCAGAAGAUAAUUCUGAAUCAAUUAUUUGAAAUUGCCAAGAUUUACGAUCUGUCUGAUGAGAGUGGACGAGCAAACUUGAAGCAACUGAUUUUUGACGCAUUAAUGACAGAGCAUUGUAGCCAGCAAGUAACAGAAUCAAUUGUUAAAUAUUUAGAAGUUAUCAUACCAGAUGUGGACAGUAGGCUAAACUCUUUGACACACAUAAUAAGUGAAUUGCGAAUGCCAUUAAAGCAGCAAGUAACAACACAAAUAUCAGAGGAGGAAUUGCACACGAUCAACAUGAAGAGAGCCAAAUUAAAAGUGAAAUUGAUAGAAGUAAAUGAAGAAGAAUAUGAGGCGAUCCAUGAGAAGGACUAUAUGAGGGCGGCAGCCCUGAAGGAACAGAUUGAAGACAUAAAUAGGCAAAUCAAUGAACUCCCAACAGGAGCAAUAGAAACCACGAACGAACCGGUUUGCGAGGAGAAGAAUGACAGGGAGACAAUGAUUAUGUGUCUUGGGAUCAUGUGCGCCAUGAUGGAAGUACCAUCAGUCACAACUUUGACACCAAACCUAAGAACACUCAUGACAGAUAUGGCAUUGCCAAGUUUUGACCAUGCCGAUGAUACCGUUCAUCUACUCGCUCUGAAAGCGGUGGCCAUUUGCUGCUUGCUGGACAAGGAACUUGCCAAGAAACACAUUAUGAUGUUCUUCCUGCAAUUCUCUAUCGAGCAGGAUAACCAGGAUAUAUGGAUUAUGGCGCUCAAGUCCAUCUUCGAUUUGCUCUUAUUCUAUGGCAUGGAAUACUUUGACAUAAUGCAAAACGAGGAGGAGAAUGUGUCUUCGAACAAAUCGAAGAAUCGUACAGUUAAAUUAUACUCGAACACAGACGACACUUUAAUACCUGAAUCCACAGUGUCCGAGACGGAGAAUAAUUAUUUGAAUAUUAUUAAGAUUUUGACUGGCCUCUUGGACAAUGCAAAUCAAGACUUGCGAACUAUCGCGACAGAAGGUCUGUGCAAGCUGUUACUUAACCGAAGGAUUAGUAGCGCAACUCUGUUGUCGCGACUGAUCAUCCUCUGGCACAAUCCCAUCACGGAAGGUGAUAUCUACCUGCGCCAGUGUCUCUGUAGCUUCUUUAACAGUUUCGUCGUACACAUUCCUGAUUGCCAGGAAAUGCUGGAGCAGGCGUUCCUGCCAACCCUACAGACAUUGGCCAAUGCACCGGACACCAGUCCGUUGCAGGAAAUCAAUCCCCACGCGGUGGCCAAACUUAUUCUUAGCUGGACGAAACCUGGCAUACAGAAAAUCAGUACACAGACCUACUAUCCACAUAAGAAUCUCACAUAUGCCAUCUUGGCGGAAAUUCUUAAGCUUGACAGCGAUAUUGAUCAAGAUGUAUUAAUCAAGUCCUUGAAAUAUUUAGAGCUUUCUGCGGAAGAGAGAACCGAUAAGGAUAUUCGUGAGGCCGUGGAUAACGUCAUGAAAAUGAUACAGCAGACUGAUAAGCGCUUAAUGAAAUUUGUUCAACAAUUUCGUAUGUCUUUAUACGAGCCAAACGUUGAUCAAGAUCAUCAGACUCAAGAGAACUCAGAGAACGACACCGACGAUGAACAAAUGGGUGAAUGUAUUAAUUAAAAAAGAAAACUAAUAUGUUGACAAAUUAAAAGGUCACGUAUCUGAAAACCAGUUUAAGACGGACAACACGAUGAAUUUGCACGGUCCGAUAAGCAAUUUCUAGAUAUACUUAGUAUGAAACUUUAGUGUAUCAAUAUGAAUAAAAAUUCUUUUACAUUGCUCCUGUA
Molecule: messenger RNA, 3047 nt
Organism: Cephus cinctus (wheat stem sawfly)
Lineage: Eukaryota; Metazoa; Arthropoda; Insecta; Hymenoptera; Cephidae
Gene: Cap-G
Product: condensin complex subunit 3
Exons: 7
Coding region: 106-2880 (924 amino acids)
Biological process (GO): mitotic chromosome condensation
Cellular component (GO): condensin complex; condensed chromosome; cytoplasm
Source: RefSeq, a predicted model, not a curated record